UCGUCAGACAAAUACACGAAUAGGAUCCAUCCAAUCCGUCGAAUUAUUCAUCAGCUGAGUUAGCUUUUAGUUAAAAGGGUUGAAGGAAAAAAAACUAUUGUACCUUAGUGUAACGCGAUGUGCUUAUCGUCUUGUGAAUAAAACAUAAAUUUUUACAAAAUGUGUUGUGUAUACGAAGAGGCAUCACCCGAUCUAGCGGGAAUCCGGAGGCGAUCUCAUCCAACUACAGCUCGCACAGAAGCCAAUGCAAGAAAAUGGCGUGGUCGAAUAAAUGGCUUUCACUAUUUUGUCAUUUUUGUUUGCGGUUCACUCGUUUCUGUAUUGAUGUUUGCUCUUCUAAACUAUGCUCCACACUAUCGGUCUCUUCCCCCUCGUGUUGCACCCCGCUAUCUACCGGAUGGACGCUUUCUUCAGCUAGUGGAUGAAGUGCCAGUUAUAGAACCGUAUAUGUCCGCAGUUAAGAUUGCCGAUAAGGCUGCUGUAGAAAUUGAUGCUAUACCGACUGGUCGGAAUGACCAACACGAUACAAAUGAACAAGAAGCACUAAGUUCACUGAAGAUGGCCGCGGAAAUGAAAUUGAUGGGAAAAGAUGAUAAAGCGCUCCGAUUGUUUGAACAUGCAUUAGCAUUAUCGCCCAAACAUCCGGAGGUUUUGACAAAGUAUGGUGAAUUUCUAGAGCAUUCCCAGCAGGAUGUGGUUACUGCAGAUCAUUACUACUAUCAAGCGCUCACAGUAAAUCCAGCAUAUUCUGAUGCAUUGGAAAACCGACAAAGAACGGCGAGAAUAGUGGAACAUUUGGAUGAGAAACGGUUUGAACGAUUGGAUCAGAAACGAAAUGCGCUUUCAUCGAUUAUCGCUACGAAUGCCGCUUUAAAGCGGGCGGAAAAGGAAGCCUACAUCCAGCACAUCUAUCAUUCGGUAGGUAUUGAGGGGAACACAAUGAGUUUGGCUCAAACUCGAUCGAUUGUGGAGACGAGGAUGGCUGUUGACGGUAAGAGCAUUGACGAGCACAAUGAGAUUCUGGGACUAGAUGCUGCUAUGAAGUAUAUAAACGCAACGUUAGUCAAUAAGAAUGAUUUCAUUACAAUGAAUGAUAUUCUGGAGAUACAUCGGCGCGUUCUGGGCCAUGUUGAUCCAAUCGAAGGUGGAGAAUUUCGUCGUACGCAGGUUUAUGUUGGGGGACAUAUCCCCCCUGGCCCAGGCGAUUUGGCGAUUCUGAUGAAUCGUUUUGAAGAUUGGCUAAAUUCGGAGCAAUCAUAUUUGCUGCAUCCGGUUAGGUAUGCCGCCAUGGCCCACUAUAAGUUGGUGCACAUUCAUCCGUUCAGUGACGGGAACGGUCGAACGUCUCGUUUGCUGAUGAAUACUUUGCUAAUGCGAGCCGGUUAUCCACCGGUUAUUAUUCAAAAGCAGCAUCGACAUAAAUAUUACGAUUACUUGCAAAUUGCCAAUGACGGUGAUAUACGGCCAUUUGUGCGGUUUAUCGCAGACUGUACCGAGCGGACACUAGACCUGUAUCUGUGGGCAACAAGUGACCUUUCCAAUCCUAUUCCACUGCUGGCACAGGAGAGUAUGGCCAAAGGAAUACCGUUAAUCGACGGGUUCGAAGAAAAUGUUAAUCCAACUACGGAAACCAGUGUAACGGGUGAUGCCAUUCGGAUAGGCACUAUUUGAUAUUUGCUUGCCUCGGUGCUCAUUAUUGCCCUCGUGGUAUUACUAUCGCGCCGGAAACCGCACCCAGUCGUGAUGCUGAUAGCAGUCUAGAAUCGGAUGUUCCUUUCAUUAGUUUAGAAAACAUACGCCCAAAUGCAAACACAACAGUUGGAAAAAGUUAGUCAGUAGUUAAACAAUUGGCUUUGUUGAUGUUUCAAAAGAAGAUUUUAGCUUUUUAAUUAAAUUUCCCACCAGCCAUAGAGAUUGAUUAAUGCCUCAUUUUGUCUGUGUGAAUUGAAAAAACGAUAUUCUAAUUGUAAAUAUUUAACUUACAGGUAAAGAAUGUGUAAAAAGUAGAAUUUUUUUCAAAUAUUAGGAUUUUGCAUAGCUACUGUAAAUAUAUUACUUGUUUAAAUACCAGUCUAUAGAUUAACGUUAUUACUGAAAUUACUAUUGCGCACAACAUAUGAAUUCCAGAUCAAAUUAGGUAUACAGUUCAGUAGUUCGUUAAGGUAAUGCUUUAACAGGGUAACCAAAGUUAAUUUUUAUGUUUGUUUUAUACUUACUACAUGUUUACUCCAGUAUCUAAUUAGCUCCGUCUUUGCAGGACGAAAUAAAAUUUGCGAAAGCGUUGUGUCCCCUUGUUAAGUUUAUUUACCGUUAUUAUUUAUCGAGCGUCACUAGUAAUUUGUAAAUUAGUUUUGCGUCUGUGAUUUUAGAAGUCCUUUUAUAAAAGAAAAUAAAGCGGAACGAAUAAAAAUCUUAUUAUUGGAUGGGCUUGAGAAGAUACUAUGCA
Messenger RNA from Sabethes cyaneus, 2446 nucleotides. RefSeq names its product protein adenylyltransferase Fic (gene Fic). Bases 160 to 1671 code for a protein of 503 amino acids. Gene Ontology annotation, molecular function: protein binding. The record is from RefSeq and is a predicted model, not a curated record. The transcript has 3 exons. Lineage: Eukaryota; Metazoa; Arthropoda; Insecta; Diptera; Culicidae.